Schistocerca nitens (vagrant locust) is the source of this 2475-nucleotide messenger RNA. RefSeq lists its product as uncharacterized. Bases 40 to 2475 code for a protein of 811 amino acids. The record is from RefSeq and is a predicted model, not a curated record. Lineage: Eukaryota; Metazoa; Arthropoda; Insecta; Orthoptera; Acrididae. Gene Ontology annotation, molecular function: zinc ion binding. The transcript has 5 exons.
AUAUCCUUGCACCUUGUGAGAGUGAGUUAUUUCGUUGGAAUGGCUGGUUCUGUUGCUUGUUAUGUAUGUGAUAGAGAAUAUUCAGCAAGGAAGCAUUUGAAUGCUCAUUUGAGAAAUGUGCAUAAAAUUCAGCCAGGUGAAGAAGGUACGAUAAAGUGCUCAAAAAGUGACUGUAGCUUUAAAUGCAAUUUCUUGGCUAAGUUGCGCCUACAUGUGGAGCAGGAGCACAUGGUUGAGAUGGUAAAAGAAAUUAGUGAAUUUCAAACGAAGGACGACUUUAUGAAGUGGAAGUCUGAGGAGGAGAGAAAAACAAAAAGUAGUUUUGUCUCUAGUUAUGGCACUAAGCGUUUAAAGGAUGGCACUGCAAAAACCACCUUUGUAUGCCACAGAAGUGGCACAUUUUCUUCGAAGUCAGGUGGCAAAAGGUUGUGUAAGUCCCAGGGCACUUGCAAGAUGGGAAACCAUUGCGUUGCUGCCAUAGAGCUUCACGAAGAAGAAAGUGGAAUCUGUAGUGUCAUUUACUACAGAACACAUUUCGGCCACGACCAGAACAUUGCUUUUCUGCAUCUCAGUGGUUCUGAUAGAGAAGCCAUCGCUGGUAAAAUUGCUGAGGGGGUCACUUUCCAGAGAAUUCUGGAUGAUGUGCGGGACUCAGUUCAUUCCAGCGGAGUGGAGAGGCUGCAUCUCCUGACUCGACAUGACCUUCAUAACAUUAAGAGAGACUUCGCCAUUGGUGAUGAUCAACAGCAUAACAUUGAUGAAGUCAGUGUUGGUAUGUGGUUGGAGAAAAUGAAAGACUGUGUUCUCCUCUAUAAGAAAGAAGGCGAGGCCAGGGAAGAUUUUGAUAGGACUGACUCGGUGAUAGUGUUAAUGACUGACUACCAGAAGCAGUUAUUACAGAGAUUUGGACAAAAUAUUGUAUGUGUAGACUCCACACAUUGUACAAAUGUUUACAAACUGUUGGUGACCACAUUGUUAGUGGUAGACGAUUUUGGUUCAGGUAUGCCUGUAGCAUUCUGUGUUUCAAAUCGGGAGACUACUUCCAUAAUGACUCAUUUCUUUAGUGCUGUGAAAGAGAGAGCUGGCAUUAUAAAAACGUCUGUAUUCAUGUCCGACGACACUAAUACUUUCCGUAGUGCAUGGUCACGAGUCAUGGGACCUGCAGAAAAUAAUCUACUGUGUGCUUGGCACAUAGACCGCAGCUGGCGGAAUAAUUUGAAGAAAGUCCAUGGCAAUGAAGAAAAGAAAGCGCUUGUGUACAAAGCUCUUCGUACAUUGCUUGAAGAAGUGGACAUAGACAAUUUUAAUGAGCUGCUGGAAUCGUUCGUCGGGCAGCUUCAAGCAGAUGAAGGUACAAGAGACUUUGGUGUAUAUUUCUCGUCAAAUUACUUAUUCCGGCCUCAGCAGUGGGCAUACUGUCACCGUCGCAAUCUGGGUAUAAAUACAAAUAUGCACCUUGAAGCAAUGCAUAGAGUUUUAAAAUAUUGUUAUUUAGAGGGAAAAACAAACAAUAGACUUGACAGACUACUUGUUGUGUUGAUGAAAUUGGUGCGUGACAAACUGUGUGCUCGAAUGGUUAAAUUGUAUAAGGGUGGCCAUUCAUAUAGAAUAAAUCUUAUUGAGGCUCGUCAUAAAGCUUCAUGUAGUAUUAAGGAGAACGACAUUACAGUCAAUACUGAUGGUACAAAGUUUCAUGUGAAAUCCCAAACACAUUGUGGUGUAACACAUACUGUGAUUUUAAAUAACAUUGAAUGUAAAUUGGAGUGCAAGUUGAAGUGCUCCAAAUGUAAUAUAUGUAUACAUGCUUUCAGUUGUUCUUGUGCGGACAGUUUAAUUCAUUUGAACAUAUGCAAGCACAUUCAUGCAGUGUCAAUGACGUAUGCAUUACAUUCAAGUGCCACAUUUACACCAAGUGAAGCAACGGUGACAGAAGAGGCUUCUGCCAUUUUGUGUUCACUGCAAACAAAUACUGAUGAUCACGAGAACACAUCUCUGGCCCGAGAACUAGUGUCCACAUAUCAAAUUUUGAUUAACCGUGUCAGUUCAGGUAAAGUGUCCACAGAAAUCCUGAAGUCACUACAGAAGGAUGCAGCUCAUUCGCUGUCACUUUUUCAAUCAGACUGCAGGGAAGCUUCACGACCCCCCAGCAACGAGAAGGUAAAAGUGCAACGGAGACAUGGUAAAUGUAACAAACAGCCAAAGGGCAAUUUGAAGAAACCAACUCUUGCUGAAAAAGAAAAUAUUGUUUCAGCACUGAGGCAGCCUGAAAGUGAAAUAUUAAAUGUUCACAGUAGAAAAUUGAUGUCUGCAGAGCUUGUGUGGCAUGAAUUUGAAGCUCCUUAUCACAUGAUCUACACAUAUUUCUCAACAUAUGUUUCAAAUGUAAGAAUUUUACUUCAAAAUGGACACUACGUUGCUAGGAUAUUGAGAGCAAUAGAAGUAAUAAUUGAUUCUGAGACACCAGAGAUUGUGUGA